AUGGCCAUCAACCGUGGUGUUUACACUGACCCCUCCCACAACAUUUAUAUCGCCGAGGCAGAGCCCUCAGCAGACACCAUUCAGGCCGGCUCGACUCUCCAGCCAGGAGAAAUCACAGUCGCCAUCAAAAGUAGCGGGAUCUGCGGCUCAGACGUCCACUUCUGGAAACACGGCGGCAUCGGCCCCUGGGUAGUAACCGCUCCACACAUUCUAGGCCAUGAAUCAGCCGGCGAGGUGGUUGCCGUUCACCCGUCCGUUACAUCGCACAAAGUAGGCGAUCGCGUGGCCGUCGAGCCCCAUAUUGUCUGCUUCGCCUGCGAACCCUGCCUGACGGGUCGGUACAACGGGUGCAAGAGUUUGAUUUUCCGGUCGAGCCCGCCCGAGCACGGGUUACUACGCACCUAUGUCAACCACCCAGCGGUAUGGUGUCAUAAGAUUGGGUCGCUGUCUUUCGAUGACGGGGCGUUGUUGGAACCGCUCAGCGUGGCGCUCACGGGUGUGACGAGGGCCGGAGUGACGAUCGGGGAUCCGGUGCUGAUUUGUGGUGCCGGGCCAAUUGGGUUGAUCACGCUGCAGGUUUGUCGAGCAGCCGGGGCAUGGCCUCUUGUUAUCACAGAUAUCAAUGAGGCAAGGUUAAAGUUUGCGGCUGAGUAUGUGCCCGGUGUACGAACUUGUCUCGUGCGUCCCACGGAGAGUCCAGAGCAGUGCGCCGAGCGGGUCAACAAACUCAUGGGCGAGGGUGUGGAGGUGGCAAUUGCUUUGGAAUGCACUGGCACAGAGUCGAGUUUGGCGGCAGCAGUAUGGAGCGUCAAGUUCGGUGGAAAGGUGUUCGUGAUCGGGGUGGGGAAGGAUCAUUUGCAGAUCCCCUUUAUGAGGAUGAGCGCUCAGGAGGUUGAGCUCCAGUUUCAGCAGAGAUACGUAAAUAUGUGGCCGAGGGCUAUUCGCGUUUUGCAGAGCGGAAUGGUCAACCUGAGCAAAUUGGUCACCCAUGAGUUUGAACUGGAGGACGCACGUACGGCGUUUGAGACGGCAGCAGAUCCAACAUGCGGUGCGAUCAAGUGGGUUUCGCUAAAAGUUCUGAGAGCGGAUAUCUCCCAGGGAUCCGAAGAACUUCACAAUAUACACCUACUUGAAAAGCGUUCGCAGGGAAGGCUACCCUCAAAAUAUAUAGUUUCGUUACUCGACUCUUUUACUCACCAGGGGCCUAACGGAAUCCACCAGUGUCUUGUCUUUGAGUUGCUUGGACCUUCUGUUGACAGGGUUCUUCGCGACUACUACAGCUCUGGGGAUACCCUUGAGCCGGAGACUAUCCUUCGCAUGUCAGAACAGCUUCUAGAAGCCAUUAAAUUCAUUCAUGAUGCUGGUAUGGGACAUGGAGAUAUACGCGGUGGAAACGUCGCUUUCAGCUGUAGCCACCUCUCGAAUGUGACCAAAGAUGAGCUCUUCGAAGUCCUUGGGAUGCCAGAAUCAGAAGAACUGGUUCGUCUUGAUGGCAAGACUCUGGAUAAAGGCCUACCGAAACAUAUAGUAAAAGCCACAGAAUGGGACGAGUGGAUAGAUGAAGAUGAUGAAGACCUUCGCAUUCUUGACUUUGGAGAGGCGUUCUUCCAAGGAGAUGAGCUCAGAGAACUUGCUCAGUCAGGGCCAUUACGGGUGCCCAAGACAAUUUUCCUCGAAUGCUUUGACCACCGGGUCAACUUAUGGCAUCCAGGCUGUAUGGUAAGUAGCCCUACCGUGUCUGUCGCAAGUUUGAUGCUAAGGUUUGCAAUGGAGAUUUAUGCGUUUAUAUGUGGUACAUAUCCAUUCCAAUAUCUAGGAGACGAUGAUGUCCUGGUUGUACAGAUGAUUGGUUUUGUGGAGGACUUACCAAAGGACUGA
Molecule: messenger RNA, 1878 nt
Organism: Aspergillus nomiae NRRL 13137
Lineage: Eukaryota; Fungi; Ascomycota; Eurotiomycetes; Eurotiales; Aspergillaceae
Exons: 4
Coding region: 1-1878 (625 amino acids)
Biological process (GO): D-sorbitol catabolic process; protein phosphorylation
Molecular function (GO): L-iditol 2-dehydrogenase (NAD+) activity; protein kinase activity; ATP binding
Source: RefSeq, a predicted model, not a curated record